AUGCCUAAAGGUGGUAAACCUAAACCGUCUUGGGAAUACUUGAAUCUUUUUACCAAAAACAAAAGAUGUGUAACAGAAAUUAAUAAUCAAGAUGAAUUAUGUUGCCCCCGUGCUAUUUUAGUUGGAUUAUCGUACAAGACUGCUGAUAUUUUGGGACAUAAAUUUACCGAUAGCCAAAUAAAAGACCUACGGAAUGGCAGAAAUAAUAUACAAACACGUUUGACAAAGCAAUUACGUCAAAAAUUAAAAAUAUUUGAUAACCGACCGUUUACCUACCGCGAUAUAGAAAAUGUCGAAAAAUUGUUGAACAUUCAAGUGAAAGUCGUGAAUGUGGAUAAUUUUUGUGAAAUCGACCACUCGGGAAAUGAAAAUAGAAUUAAGAUUUAUCUAUUGAAAAAAAAUGAUCAUUUUCAUACUAUUUAUUCCAUGCCUUCGUUUAAGGAACGUGUAUACUACUGCGAAUUAUGUGAUACGGGGUAUAAUAAUAAUAAAAAUAAACACGUGUGUAAAAAAGGACCAGGGCUAAAGUGUAAGCUGUGUAACGAAAAAUAUCAUAUCCAUGACUUCAGAAAAGAAAAAAAAUUUUUUCAAGAGUGCAACCGUUACUGUGUCGAUGUCGAAUGUUUAAGAAAACAUAGAAAUGUUUGCGAUAAGGAGUAUAAAUGCAGUGGAUGUAAUUUAAUCGUACAAAGAAAUGACCACACACAUAAUAGCGUUUGCGGAUAUGGAAAAUGCCAUAAUUGCAAACAAGAAAACAUCAAAUUGUGUCUACAUGAAUGUUUUAUGCAACGAAAAAUAGGAAAAGGAGGAUAUUGUGUGGAAGCCUGCGUUUGUAACAACAAAUCAUCAGAAAAACGGAAAGACUGUACGUUCACAACGAAUUAUAUAUUUUUCGAUUACGAAGCCCAACAAAACACAGGAACACACAUACCAAAUAUGGUAAUUGCGCACAAUUUUGAAGGUACAAAAUAUGUGUUUUCGACAGAUGACGUGGCCACGGCUAAUGAUAAAUUUUGCAAAUGGGCACUAAGUAAAGAUAUGAAAGGAACAACAUACAUAGCACACAAUUCAAAAUCAUACGAUACAUAUUUUAUAAUACAAUACAUUUUAAAAUACAUGCCAACAGUCAAAUACGAAAUAAUUCGUAACGGGACAAAAGUUAUGAUGCUCGAAAUAAAAGAAGGGGGCUUGAACAUAAAAUUCAUCGAUAGCCUUAAUUUUAUACAGUCUAAACUAUCUGACUUCCCAAAAACGUCUGGACUUACAGAAGCGAAAAAAGGAUACUUUCCACAUUUUUUCAAUACUCCAGAAAAUCAAUGUUAUAUAGGACCUUUACCAAACAAAUCUUAUUACGGCUAUAAUACUAUGACAACGAAACAAAGAACAGCUUUUAUAAAUUGGCAUGAUGAAAUGACAAAUAACAAUUAUACAUUUAAUUUCAAAAAAGAGUUGGAAGAAUAUUGUAAUUCGGACGUUGACAUUUUACGAAGAGGAUGUUUAGAACUCAGAAAACAAUUUUUAGACGUGUGCAAUAUUGACCCCUUUAAAUACAUAACCAUUGCGAGUGUAUGUAUGGCAAUUUAUCGGCAGAGUGACUUGUCAAAUUCCACUAUAGCAGUCGUUCAAAAUGUGAAAAAAAAAAAAUUUUCAGACAAAUCAAUCAAGUGGUUGAAAAGCAAAAUAUUAAAUGGAAAUAAAAAUAUAAAGCAUGCAUUAAACGGCGGAGAAGCUGUCAUAUGCGGUGCUAAAGUCGACGGUUAUGAUGUGUCGGAAAAAAAAGUAUAUCAGUAUCAUGGAUGUUUCUGGCAUGGCUGUCCGGAUUGCUUCAACCCUAAUGAUACAAACCCCGUUAAUAAACACUCCAUGACCGAUUUAUACAACAACACAAUUAGACGGACAACUCAAUUGAAAGAAAAUGGGUACCAAGUUGAAGAAAUAUGGAGUUGUAAAUGGAGAAAGCAUGCCGAUUAUAAACAAAUGAUGCAAUAUCCAGAUGAUGUGAUUGAGCCACUAAACCCACGAGAUGCAUUUUUCGGAGGAAGAACUAACGCUACAAAAUUAAUGGUUAAAAAUAAAAAAAUUAAAUACAUCGAUGUAUGCAGUUUAUACCCGACAGUAAUGUAUUAUGAUAAUUACUCCGUAGGCCAUCCUAAAAAGAUUUUUAAUCCAUCAAUUAAAAAAUAUUCGGAAUCAAAUUGGUAUGGUUUUAUCAAAUGCAAAUUAUUACCACCGACCAAUUUAUAUCAUCCGGUACUUCCGAUAAAAUCUAAAAAAUUAGUAUUUACACUUUGUAAUCAAUGUCAUCUUGAUAAAAUUAGACAGUGUACAUACAACGCUGAUCAGAAGUCACUUACAGGAACUUGGACCACAGACGAAGUGCAAAAAGCUAUAAAGCUAGAAACUAGCUCUUGGAAAAAUGACUAUCGAACAGUUAAUGAUUAUAUUUUAGCAGUAAAAAAUGCAGUGGGAAUCGAUUUGGAUGUAGAAAAUAUAAAAGAAAAUCCUGGAUUAAGAGCACUUGCUAAAAUAUGCCUAAAUUCGUUUUGGGGUAAGUUUGGACAAAGACCUAAUCAAACAAAAACCGAGAUCAUAUCAAAACCGGACAGAUGGUAUCAAGUAUUGUUGGACAGUAAACUAGAAAUUGAAAACAUAGUGUUUUUGACGGAUGAUUUAGUCGAAGUUUCUUAUAAACAAAUUAACGAAUACGUCGGAAACGAGCAUAAUACCAACAUUUACAUAGCAGCGUUCACAACAUCAAAUGCCAGAUUAAGAUUGUAUAACAUGUUGGACAAUCUCGGUGAGAAAGUAGUGUAUUACGACACAGAUAGCGUAUUUUAUAUUUUCGAUGAUGUCGAAGUAAAGACAGGGUGCAUGCUAGGUGAAUGGACUGAUGAAUUAGGUCCAGGUGUACAUAUAACAGACUGGGUGUCGACUAGUCCUAAAAGUAUAGCACACACAGAUAACGAAAACCGGACAACAACAAAAAUAAAAGGAUUUACUCUUAGUUAUGAAAAUAUUUAA
Messenger RNA from Aphis gossypii (cotton aphid), 3021 nucleotides. RefSeq lists its product as uncharacterized. Gene Ontology annotation, molecular function: DNA binding; nucleotide binding; DNA-directed DNA polymerase activity. Gene Ontology annotation, biological process: DNA replication. The transcript has 2 exons. NCBI's taxonomy places the organism in Eukaryota, Metazoa, Arthropoda, Insecta, Hemiptera, Aphididae. The record is from RefSeq and is a predicted model, not a curated record. The coding region runs from base 1 to 3021 and encodes 1006 amino acids.